UAGGUGAUAGGGCUUAUAUUAUAUGACGCUACUAGGUUUUGGUCCGGCGUGAUGCCAUGUUGGAUGAUAGGACAUAGCACAGAACCUCAGUCAUGCUUCAACACCAAGACAGUUUUCUCGCAACCAGGGCCAGUACGCCUCGCCAGCCCACCGCGAGAGGCGCUAUUAGCACUAUACAGCCUUAUACGGGCCCAUAACACCAGAGGAAGACCCAAAAUGGCUUCUCAAGCCAUAGAACCGUCUUGUGUUCCUCUCUCGUUGCAGUACCGAGGCCCCAGUCGUCCUUGAAUGACGACGCCUGGUAGAAAGGGCACCCACCACAGCAGUUGACAAGAUGCUGCAGAAAUCGCCACUAUGCCGAGUGCCAUGUCCCUAACUGUAGCUACACUUUCUCCGACUGGGCUCUGGCCCGGCUCCGGUUUGGAUGCUGAUGGCGAUGGGUUGCUUGCGACAAGGUUGAAGUUCACUAUAGUUGAUCACCUGUCACUGCAGAGAGCAGCGAAGCGUCUAAAUGGCAUCAGAAGCAACCUGAUCGGCGGCGGGAUUUAAGUACACGAAAAAAAAUCCACUAUCUUGGCUUGCGAUGUUGUGGGAAGAUGCUCCUGAGUGAUGUUUGCUGUUGUGCAUGGCGCGAAACUAACAGGUUGAUUCGUUCGCGUAGGCCGUAGAUUGCCCAGUACAAGAGAUGGUAGUGGUCCAUCAUGUUCUAUCCUGACUUGCUCUGCCUCGAUACUUAGCAUCCUGCGGCCUCCUAAACAAGACGGGUUGCCUCGUGGGUCGGGGAGUUGGUUCCAGUUGAUGGCAAUCUACCACAGGAACAAACAUGUGAUCCAUAAGGACGCGGAAUCUGCCAUGUCUCUUUGCCUCUUCUCUGAUCUCGGCUCGCAAAUCGCUCUUCAAGAUAACAACUCGACUGCCGCUACAGUUCCGCAGCUCCUGCAGCAAGUCGCAGAGGGCGGGCGGUAGGGAUGGGUCUGCCAAGGAAUGGUUUCGCUGCUUGACGCCGUCGGGGCAGGGUUCCAGGCUGGAAACCUGUUGGGAUGGCGAGUACCGGACCGAGGCUAAUGAUUGUGUGUCUGAAGCGGUCGGGGUCGGGUCCGGCGC
This is a messenger RNA of Fusarium vanettenii 77-13-4, 1104 nucleotides long. RefSeq lists its product as uncharacterized. Bases 52 to 288 code for a protein of 78 amino acids. Lineage: Eukaryota; Fungi; Ascomycota; Sordariomycetes; Hypocreales; Nectriaceae. The record is from RefSeq and is a predicted model, not a curated record. The transcript has a single exon.